Molecule: messenger RNA, 1962 nt
Organism: Camponotus floridanus (Florida carpenter ant)
Lineage: Eukaryota; Metazoa; Arthropoda; Insecta; Hymenoptera; Formicidae
Product: solute carrier family 35 member C2
Exons: 8
Coding region: 488-1762 (424 amino acids)
Biological process (GO): UDP-glucose transmembrane transport
Cellular component (GO): Golgi apparatus; cis-Golgi network; endoplasmic reticulum-Golgi intermediate compartment
Molecular function (GO): antiporter activity
Source: RefSeq, a predicted model, not a curated record
AAACAUUUCACCGCGGUAUCGAUUUUGCGACGUAACGCGGUAAUUUUUUUUUUAACGAUCCAAUACAAAGUAAUUAAUUAUAUGCGUGCGUGUGAGUCGCGACAGAUCGACAGGUGAUCAAAGAGAAGACGAAAAUACAAGCAUGUUUGCUUUAUCAUUGCCAACCUGAUAAGCGAACCACCCUCGCAUAAAACGGCUCGCAGCAAAAACUGAUAAGAUCGAGGGGAAGGGAAGUCUUGAGGAAAUUGAUAGUGAGUCACGGUGACAGUUGUCGUACAUCGCUUUUGCUUUUAGGUUAUGCUCUCGCCGAAUUAUAUUACCUUAUACUAAAGUGAAGGAAAGGUGAUGCUGUGAGCGACAUAUGGACGCUCUUCGAUUUUUCAUACGAACGAUAUGCGUAUCAUUUCCUGGAAUACAAUCGCGAUGAUUUAUCAGUGAUUUCUUUAGGCAUAAGAUUCCAUAAAGCGAAUUUUUUAAUUUACAGAAUAUGACACGCUCGCACAUAAAAUAUCAAAUUGCUAGAGACGAUGUAGAUACAUCAGAAUACUUGCCGCAAAAUGUUCCAGAUUUCCAAAAUGUAACAAGCCCAGAAAUUACAUUUUGGAGGAAAGCAUACCAAGUGUUUUUAUUGAUCUUUGUUUACUUUGUUUUAUCAAUAGGCCUUACAUUCUACAAUCCAUGGCUUUAUAAUACAUAUGGAUUUAAUUUUCCACUUGGAGUAGUAGUUUGUCAUUUGAUUAUAAAGUUUAUACUAUCUGCAUUAAUACGAUGCAUUAGAAGAUGUUUUACUGGAAGACGGAUAAAUCUACCAUGGCAAAACAUAAUUUAUUCCAUAAUGGUACCAGGAAUAGCCAGCGGUGUCGAUAUUGGUUUAUCCAAUUGGGCACUUUCAUUAAUUUCAAUAUCUUUGGUUACCAUGACUAAAUCAACUACUAUUAUAUUUAUUCUUGGAUUUUCCCUUCUCUUUAACCUGGAAAAAAAGUCAUGGUCUUUAGUAGGAAUAGUAGUGAUGAUAGCAGGAGGAUUAGCAAUGUUCACUUUUAAAUCUACCCAAUUUGGUGUUCUCGGAUUUAUAUUGUGUCUCUUAGCCUCGUUUGCGAGUGGUAUUCGAUGGACCAUGACACAACUCAUUAUGCAAAGAUCCAAACUUGGUCUCCACGAUCCAAUAGACAUGAUGUAUUACAUGCAACCCUGGAUGCUAUUACCAGCAAUAUUUGUAACUGUAUGGUUUGAAGGAAGUAGAAUGUAUACUGGUAUUAGAGUUACCGAUUGGAGUGAUGUCGGUAGUAUUUUAUUAACUGCAAGUGCUGUAAUAGCAGGUGCCAUUUUAGCAUUUAGUAUGGAAGUGAUGGAAUUUUUAGUUGUUACUUACACUUCUAGUCUGACACUAUCGAUCUCGGGCGUAUUUAAGGAAAUAUGUACAUUAGCACUAGCCUUUGCGUUGAAGGGAGACCAAAUGACUGGCCUUAACUUUAUAGGAUUGUUAAUGUGCCUUGGUGGUAUAAUGCUUCAUGUCGUCCAGAAGGUGUUACUUAAUAGAAAGAAAAUGGUUGACAACUUGGAAUUACAAUCAAAAGUGACUAGCAACAGUGCUAAACAUGAAGAUGGAACUGAUUCAAAUAUACCAUUAUUGACAGAAAAAUCAACAUCUUUAAUGAAUCUUCUUAAUGCCGAAUUUAGCUCGGAUGAAGAUGGUGAUUUGAGAGAGGGCGAUAACUCGAGUCAAAUACUGUCAGAUAUUAUACAACGCAGGGAACAGUGAUACAUCAUGAAUUUUUAGCUUGGAUACGUGAAAUUAAUUUAUCAAGGAAAACAUUCCAAAACAAUAUAUUUAUGACUUGCAGUAUUUCAUAUUUUUACAGUAUAAAUUUUGCAGUCAAUAACGAAGUGCUACAACAUAUAUUUUACGUCACAAUUUUAUGAAUGAUAUAAAAUAUGACUAGAGGCAAACUGCAUUUUAGA